This is a messenger RNA of Lodderomyces orthopsilosis Co 90-125, 2058 nucleotides long. RefSeq names its product sodium:solute symporter family protein. The transcript has a single exon. The record is from RefSeq and is a predicted model, not a curated record. Gene Ontology annotation, cellular component: plasma membrane. Lineage: Eukaryota; Fungi; Ascomycota; Pichiomycetes; Serinales; Debaryomycetaceae. The coding region runs from base 1 to 2058 and encodes 685 amino acids. Gene Ontology annotation, molecular function: urea transmembrane transporter activity. Gene Ontology annotation, biological process: urea transmembrane transport.
AUGGCUUCAGAUACAGCAGUUCAACUAUUAAACCAAGCUUCUGGUUAUGGAGUUCUUGUUGGUGUUGGUGGUGGUUUUGCCCUUGGUAUGAUUCUUGUUACUUUCUUCUUGAGAAAAUACUUAAGAGAAGAUAACACCAGUACUGAAACUUUCUCAGUGGCAAAUAGAUCAGUUGGAACUUUGCUUAGUGCCUCAGCUGUUUAUUCAAGUUGGAGUUGGGCUACCGAAUUACUUUGGUGUACCACUAUGGUUUAUAAUUAUGGUAUUCAAAGUUCUUAUUAUUACAUGUCUGGUCUUGCUGUGCAAAUUGCAGUUAUGGCAAUGGUUGGUAUUCAUGCCAAGAAGAAGAUCCCUAAAGCUCACACGUCAUUGGAGAUAAUUGAAUUGAGAUAUGGUAAAGCAGCACAUAUCUUGUACAUGUUCCUUUGUCUUACCAACAACUUGUUGUCUUGUUCAAGUAUGAUUUUAGGGGCAGCUGGUGCUAUUUCAAUAAUUGCUGGUAAUUUACACAUUGUUGCUGCUACAAUCUUGACAAUCUUUUCCGUCUUGUGUUAUUCCAUAUAUGGUGGAUUGAAAGCUACAUUCUUGACUGACUUUGCUCACACAUUGAUCUUGUUGAUUGUGUUGUGUUAUUUGAACACUGCUGUUUUGACCAAUGUCGGUGGAUUGGAUGCAUUAUAUGAUGCAUUGGCAAACUUUGGUGGAACUAGAGAAAUCCCAGGUAAUUAUGAAAACAGUGUCAUUACAGGUAAAUCUCAAGGGGCUAUUCUUUUUGGAUUAAUUUUAACUGCUGGUAAUUUUGGCUUGUCAGUUAUGGACAGUUCAUUCUGGCAAAAAACAUUUUCAGCAUCACCAAGAGCAACUGUCCCUGCUUAUUUAACUGCUUCUGCUUUGAUUGCAUCCAAUGUUUGGCCCUUGGGAGCUAUUAUUGGAGGAGCAGCGAUUGUAUUGGAAAGUUCUCCCAAGUUUCCCACAUAUCCACGUAAAAUGACCCAAUAUGAAGUUGAUUCUGGAUUUGCAUUACCUUAUGCAUUGAUGGCUACAUUGGGUAAAGGUGCCGUUGGUGGGUUGUUGUUGAUUGUAUACCUUGCCGUAACAUCAACUGUAUCGGCCCAAAUGGUUUCAGUAUCAUCAAUCCUCACGUUUGAUAUUUAUAAGAAAUAUAUUAACACCGAUGCCCAUAACAAAUCAUUGAUUCUUGUGUCUCAUAUUGGAUGUAUUAUUUUCACUUUUGGGGCAGCUGGGUUCUCAAUUAUGUUGCACUAUGUUGGUGUUAACAUGACUUGGUUUGGUUACUUCUACCCAUUGAUAAUUUGUCCUGGUGUUAUUCCUUUGAUUUUAUCUAUCACCUGGAAUCGUCAAAACUGGUAUGCUGCUUUUAUUUCACCAAUUUUGGGUAUUGUGUUUGGUUUUAUUGUGUGGACUACUACCGCUUACAAAUUAGAUGGUGCCGUAAACAUUACUACCUUAGGCGGUCAAUUGCCUGCAUUGUAUGGUGCUUUGACAGCUUUAUUCUUGCCUGGAAUUGCUAGUGUCGUUAUCUCAUUGGUUUAUCCACAGAAAUUUGAUUGGCAGGUGUUGCAACAAGCUCAUCUUUUAGUUGACGAAGAUGUGUCAAGUGAAAACUCAGAUGAUGUAAAUGAAAAGGAUGAAAUUAUAAAUUCCGACAAAGGUGACACUAUUGAAGGUGAUGAUCGUGGUAAAAACGAAAUUGAGGUCAAUGUUGAUUCUGAUCAAGCGUCGUCUUCAAACAACUUGGAAUCGCAAAAUACUAUAGCCGGUGUUAAACAAUUGACACAGAAACAAUUAGAUUUUUGGAUCAAAAUUGCAACCGGUGCAGCUAUAUUCAUAUUGUUGAUCACAUGGGUAUUGUGGCCAUUGCCUUUGUACCGUGAUUGGAUUUUCAGUAGGGCUUACUUUAAGGGGUAUAUUACUGUUGGAUUGAUCUGGUUAUACGCUACCUUGCUCAUUAUUGGAAUUGGUCCGUUGAUUUCAGGUAGACACACAAUUGCCUGGAUCGCAAAGAAUGUUUAUCGUGAUUAUAUAAAAAGGUGGUAA